Schistosoma guineensis is the source of this 3211-nucleotide messenger RNA. Lineage: Eukaryota; Metazoa; Platyhelminthes; Trematoda; Strigeidida; Schistosomatidae. The record is from the annotation of a GenBank genome assembly.
GAAGCUGCCACAAUCUGUGGAUUUACCAAACUAUAUUAUCUAAGUAUAUGACAGAUUAAAGCUUUUCUUAUCUGUUUUGUUUACUACAAGUAAAACUCUUAAGUAAAUUUUGACUUCCCAGGAACCUGGAAAUUUCACAAAUAAACGAAUGUUAACAAAGAAGCUUCAGACUAGUGUAUCUUUACGAAAUGAUAGCAAGGAUCAUGGUUGUAGAUUUUCACGUUCAAACGCUCAAUGCACCAUUCAAGAAGAAUGUGAUCGUGUUUCAUUGACUCGUACGACUAGUGUUAGAUCCACGGUAGAGUUUCCUCCGAAUAUAGACGAGAAAGAUCUAGAAAUAUUAGGUGAAAUUGGAAGUGGAGCAUAUGGUAGAGCUUUAAAAGUAAAACACCGACAAUCUAAUUGUUUGUUGGUUCUUAAAGAGGUUAUUGAACAAAACAAAGCAAUCGAGGCAACUAUUAUACGCGAAGUUUCAUUACUUCAAAAUUUAAAACAUACAAAUAUUUUAACAAUUGUCGGUGUGGUUAUUCGAAAUAGACAAUUUUGUCUUAUUACUGAAUAUAUUGAAAAAGGUAGUUUACAUUCAUUAUGCUUGGAUAAAAUUAAAUAUCCAUUUGAUUGGAUUAAAAUAAUAACAUUUGGUCGUGAUAUUGCAUCAGGGAUGGCUUAUUUACAUAAACAUGACGUUAUACAUCGGGAUUUAACAACUCUUAAUUGUCUUGUACGACAAGAUGACUCUGUAGUUGUGUCUGAUUUCGGAUUGUCAAAAUUAGUUCGGUCAAUUCCGUCUUGUAGUCAGGAAACGGAAGAAAAAUGCUCCGAUCACACGACAACAAAUGACUCCGCACCAAUAAUUCAAGAUUCUUCUUCUGAUACUUCAAAUAACGCCGAUGUUCAACGUAAUCAUACUCCUCGUCUUAGACGUCAUCAUGCAUACAACCAUCCAAGAAGACAUACUGUAGUUGGUAGUCCAUACUGGAUGGCUCCAGAAAUGAUAGUUGGUCAACCAUAUGAUAAUUCAGUGGAUGUAUAUUCAUUUGGCACAAUUAUGUGUCAAUUAAUUUUACGUACAAAUGCUGAUCCAGAUAACUUAAUACGUGAUGCAAAAACUUUCUGUAUAGAAAUGGAUGAAUUAAUGAAACUAGAAAAUUUUCCGAUCAAUACACCACCAAUAUUAUUAAACAUGACAAGUCAAUGCGUUUCAUUGGAUCCAAGAAAUAGACCUUGUUUCGAUUUAUGUGUUGGGCUACUGGAACAAUGUUUAUUAUACUUAUUAUCUGGACAUCAAUCACAACAGGUUAUAGUUGGAAAUUCUGCUAAAGACAUUUCCACAGUUGAUGACAACAAUACAGAGAGGGGUGAUUCUGAUCAUUAGAAUCUUGAUGUUAAUAAAUAUUGAUCAAUAGUACAUAUAUAUCCUUGUAUACAUAUUCGUAAUGAUCUUUUGAUAUGAUAAUAAUUUCUUAAGCAAGAAAGAUAUUUGUAAAUUUUCUUUUUAGUUCACUAACUUGGUUAUAUUUUCCACUUGAUCAUAUCAUAGCUAUAAGUUUCAACUCGAAUGAAAUGAUAUCUUAUGCAUACCCUACUGUUGUAUGAAUUUUUAUUAUCCGAAUAUUAUAUUUCUAUGUUAUUGCACGAAGCAAUAAAUCUCUAUUUUAAUGUGAAAUUAAGUUUUGUAUCCUGUUUCCCUGUUACUAAUCCAUUCCUUAUUUUUUUUAUCGGUUAUGACUUAUAUUGAAUGGAUAAAUAAAAUGAGAUUACAACUCUUCAACCACUUAAUUGUAAUCAUUAUACUUUUCUGUAUUGGUGUUUGGAGCCAUUUGAUAAAGAAAUAGGACUGAUUAUUUUAUUUUGAUUUUAUUGAAUUCUUUAAGCUUAAUGGUUGAAUUGUAAAGUUUUCGUUGUUCUUCUGGACAACAUGUUCAGUGUCUUGUUGACGUAAAAAUGCCUUGUUUAAUUACUAUCCUACAAGCGUUUAAUCAAUCUAUGCUGACAAAUUUAUCUGUGACUCUUUGUCUUCGUAGUUUUGUUAACUUUUGGUUUGUAUUUUUAUUUGAUUUGUCGCUUUCCACGUAACUGGUUGUCUGUUUCCGUAUAGAUUUGUAGAUUAAGUCUAUAUAAAUACAGUUAUUGGUUAUUUUUUGGCAUGAUUUCAGAAAUUUUCUAUCAUUCUUUGAAUUUCCAUGUUUCAGAAUUAGUUUCUGCAUUAAUCUAUUCAGCUCUUCAUUUAUCAAGUAUUUCAUAAUUUAAAAAUAAUACCUCGCUUUUACAUUAUGAAUAGCCUUGUAGAGGAUACUUUUCUUUUGAAGUUAAACCGCUGAGGAUUUAUAUUAAAAACUACCUGUUCUCCUGAUAGUAAUAUUCAGAACUUGAGGCAUCCAGUGUAUUUUACCAUUGGAUUGGAGAUCUACCAUAAUUAUCUCGAUCGACAAAAUAGGAUCCAAGCGACACAAAUCGAUUCGUUGACCAUUUUGUUGUAAAAAUGUUGAUAAGAAUUAUUAAGACCAUUAUCUUUUUGUAAUCCAACUUCUUGUUGAUCAAUACACAAUCAACUCUCCACCAUCAAGAGAGAGCUGGGAGCAGUCUUUAGAUAAAAGGAAGCCAGGGAGUUUAACUUACAUUGACUUUAUUAAGUCAUUUGACAAUCUGACAUUUUUGGCUUUUAUUGAAAUUCUGAAAUUUACCUAAGAUUCCCUUAUUGGUCAGGAAAGUAGAGUAAAAAAUUUUCAGUUUCCCCUUGGAAUCCGGCAUUCAGGCGCAAGUUACAAGUAGCAGUAAAAUGUCUACUGCUCUUUAUGGUGAUAUAUCGAACGGAAGUGUUGGAUUACUGUAACAUUUUUCGCCAAGCCAACUAAAUUAGUUAAAUAUUUUGUGAGAUGACGGCUUCUAUUCACCAGUUGUAUCGGUCUUUUAGUUUGGAUUUAUAUAUUGAUUUUCUGAUAUAAAUUACCAAUCUGAUCACCUCAGUCACCUGAUUAAUUUUGUUAACCGUUUUUGGUAAGUAAUGGGUUGGUGGAGUGUUUAAUCUCAUAGCUAGCAUCACGAAAUAACCGUUGAGAACCAGGAAGCACUGGACAGUAAUCCCGUCCUCCUGUGAGACUCCUCGGCAUUGCGUAUCUACAAACGUACUGGGGAUCGAACCCCAGAUCUCCAAAUCUCGUAACGAGCAAUUACACCAGAUGAGACAGCGACUGUUCAGAUUUACUUCUAG